Molecule: messenger RNA, 1254 nt
Organism: Lithohypha guttulata
Lineage: Eukaryota; Fungi; Ascomycota; Eurotiomycetes; Chaetothyriales; Trichomeriaceae
Gene: scn1
Product: Cut9-interacting protein scn1
Exons: 2
Coding region: 1-1254 (417 amino acids)
Molecular function (GO): hydrolase activity, acting on ester bonds
Source: RefSeq, a predicted model, not a curated record
AUGCCCAAUUGCUGUGAUGGCAAGAUGACAAGCUGCUCGAAGCGAAAGGGUGCUCCCCGCACUAGCUGGAAGAAACCAUCGAUGGAGGAAGCGAAGAAGGUCGGGCUGUUCGACGCCCAUUGUCAUCCUACCGACAUCAUGUCGGCAACCUCAAGGAUCAGUGAAAUGAAUGCCGAAGCUUUGACCGUGAUGUCAACACGCGCACAGGACCAAGACCUUGUCCUGGAAACAGCCAAGCAGUAUCCCAUCCCAGACAACAACACUCAGGCCAAUGAAGACAAAAGGAACAAUUAUAUCGUACCUUCUUUUGGCUGGCAUCCGUGGUUCACAUAUCAAAUCUUCGACGAUAGAGGUGGUCAAGAUGAGGUCGACGCAACGCAACACUAUCGGGACGUGCUAACACCUGAGCCGGAUAAGGCUUUUCUGAAAACUCUGCCCAAACCUCGCAAGCUGUCGAGCUUCCUCCACGAGACCGAAAUGCGCUUACAAGAGUUUCCAUUGGCUGUGAUCGGCGAAAUUGGCCUUGACCGCUCCUUUCGUGUACCACAUGGCGACUUCAAGAGCGAAGACGAUUCCGAGGUCACAUCAAGGGACAUGACAGCCAAGACUGGUGGACCUAAUGAAGGCGAGUAUACGCCUGGCAGCAGGGAGGGUCGACCGCUGAGCCCCUACCACGUGAAGUUAGAACAUCAGAAAGUGAUUCUAAAGGCACAACUUGAGCUUGCAGCCAAGCACAACCGUGCUGUCUCCGUCCACAGUGUCGCUACCCACGGUGCAGUCUUUGAUCUUUUGCAAUCUCUUUGGAAAGGUCACGAGAAGCCCUCGAAGUCAGCGAAGAAGAAGCAGAACAAGGAUGCUGCCAAUACACCUCUCGAGUCCGACUAUCACAGCGUCGAGGGAGCAAAACCACUCUAUCCACCACGUAUCUGCAUGCACUCAUAUUCUGGCCCAGCAGAUGCGCUCAAGCAAUUUCUUGGCGCUCGUGUUCCAGCAGAUAUCUUCUUCUCCUUCAGUGAGCUCAUCAAUUUUGGCUCUCAUAAUUCAGAGAAAGCGGUUGAAGUCAUCAAAGCUGUGCCAGAUGAGCAGAUCCUGAUUGAGAGCGAUUUGCAUUGUGCAGGAGAGAGGAUGGAUAAACUCUUGGAGGACGUUCUGACCAGAGUGUGUGAAAUCAAGGACUGGUCGCUGCCAGGGGGAGCAGAACAACUGAAGAAGAACUGGCAUCGGUUCAUUUUUGGUGUCGCGCCUGAAGAAUGA